AUGAUGCUCACGAACCUCGUAUACGCCGCCUGGUUCUUCUGUCUGACUACUAUUUGUCCCGGGUUCAACAUUGCUAAGCCCAUGUCCACGUUCACUAUCGUCAUUUUUAACCUUUUCGGAGGCUUCGUGAUGGCCAAGAACGUCAUGCCGGAUUGGUUGAUCUGGGCUUACUACCUCGUUCCGGACUCCUGGUCGCUGCGUGCGCUGUGUGUGAACCAGUAUCGAUCCAAGACAUUCGACGUGUGUGUGUACGAUGGAGUGGACUACUGUUCGCAGUACAAUUUGACAAUGGGCGGGUAUUUCCUGCAACAGUUCGCUGUGCCUUCGAACCAUAACUGGGUGUGGACAGGUAUCAUCUACAUGAUUGGCCUCUACAUUUUCCUCAUGGCAACGGGUGCCUUUAUCCUCGAAUACAAGCGAUACGAUGGUCCUGCUAACGUGUCUCUCAAGCCAAAAGAAGACAGUAGCAGCAAUGUUACCAAAGAUACAAGUGACUACGUGCUGACCACAACUCCCAAGAACUCUGGCAAUAAGGUCUUCCGGCGCAGCAAAGCCACUGACACCCUUGAGGAGCUCGAGAGAUUCCUUCGGGUUGCCUGGUUUCGGAACAAAGUAGUGCAAGUCCUGGAAGGCGAUCGUCACGGGAGAGAACAGCUUCUCACGUCGUGGCACAUCAAGCACAGUAUCGUGCAUCGAUCCAGACGACGAGUGGACUAUCUGGAAGCCAUCCCCGGUACGUCGCCAUGUCCGAAGGAACAGAACCCUGCGUCUUGGAUGCUGGAGGUGAUCGGUGCCGGUGUGAGCAACAGUUCCAGUAACACAACGGACUUUGUGAAAUGUUUCAAAGAGAGUGAGGAGAAGCGCCUUCUGGACGCGCAACUGGAUCGACCUGGUUUGACUCGUCCCAGUCCUGAUCUCCCGGAGAUGAUGUUCAACAAGAAACGAGCUGCCAGCUCGAUGACUCAAAUGCGCUUCCUACUCAAGCGUUUUAACGACCGCUACUGGCGUACACCGACGUACAACAUCACUCGAUUCGCGAUCUCUCUUGGUCUCGGCGUCUUGUUCGCUGUCGUGUUCGCCAACAAAUCGUACCAGACGUAUCAAGAGAUCAACGCCGGUAUCGCGAUGGUGUUCAUGACGUCCAUGUUCAACGGUGUCAUCUCGUUCACAGGCACUCUCCCCAUCUCCUUCGCAGAACGGGGGGCGUACUACCGUGAGCGCGCAUCACAGACCUACAACUGUCUGUGGUACUUUGUGGGGUCCACAAUUGCUGAAAUCCCGUACGUCUUCGUCAGCUCAGCACUGUUCACGCUUAUUUUCUACCCUUCGGUUGGCUUCAGGAACGUGGCGUCGGGCUUCAUGUUCUGGAUUGCGAACGCACUUUUCGUCCUCAUGCAGACAUAUCUGGGUCAGCUUUUCAUCUACGCGAUGCCCACUGUGGAGGUCGCUGCUAUCCUGGGAGUGCUGUACAACUCAAUCUGUCUCACUUUCGCGGGCUUUAACCCACCAGCUGCAAGUAUCCCUCGUGGUUAUCACUGGUUGUACCUCAUCACACCGCAAAAAUACUCGAUGAGGUUGCUGAACGCGCUGGUGUUUACAGACUGCCCUGAGCUUCCGACGUGGAACGAUGCAACUGGUGAAUACGAAGGUGGCAGUGGUCUACUGGCCUGCCACGAACUGACCAACGCGCCAAGUUCACUCGGCCACACGACGGUGAAGGAGUAUGUGGAGACGAACUUUGAGUACAAACACGCGCAGAUCUGGAGCAACUUUGGAUACAUCUUUGUAUUCAUCGGGGUGUAUCGACUGCUGGCUCUACUGGCUCUGCGCUUCGUCAACCACCAGAAGAGAUAG
Phytophthora infestans T30-4 is the source of this 1854-nucleotide messenger RNA. RefSeq names its product ATP-binding Cassette (ABC) Superfamily. Gene Ontology annotation, molecular function: ABC-type transporter activity; ATP binding. The record is from RefSeq and is a predicted model, not a curated record. The coding region runs from base 1 to 1854 and encodes 617 amino acids. The transcript has 2 exons. Gene Ontology annotation, biological process: transmembrane transport. NCBI's taxonomy places the organism in Eukaryota, Oomycota, Peronosporomycetes, Peronosporales, Peronosporaceae. Gene Ontology annotation, cellular component: membrane.